GUUGGUUUCGUGCCGGUGGUGGUGGAUUGGGUCCCAAAGUGCCAAGUGCUGGACACACAACGCAGAAGGUCGUUCUUACCCUGAGAAUCUUUGGACAUGUCCACACAACAGAAGCCUAGCACAGGAGGGCCCUGAUUUCAGUUGCGGUUGUGGGGUGUGUGGCAAGGCACCUCCUCAGUCUCCCUAGUCUCUGCUCCUUUCAGCCCUGGUGAGACAGGCUCAGUGAAAAAGUGAAUCCUGAUGUCUUCCUCACCUACUUCACCAUCUUCCCCUAAACAAACUGUGGCCUCAGUAGUUCCUUUUGCAGAUCUGUGUUCAGUUUUAGAACAAAUACAGAAAUGUAAAUCCCGGCCAGAGAAAAUCAAGAAUUUCAAGGAAUUUUUAGAUUCAUGGAGGAAAUUUCAUGAUGCUCUUCAUAAAAAAGAGGAAGAUGUCACAGACUCUUUUUAUCCAGCAAUGCGACUUAUUCUUCCACAAUUGGAAAGAGAGAGAAUGGCUUAUGGAAUUAAAGAAACCAUGCUUGCGAUGCUCUAUAUUGAACUGCUCAAUUUACCCAAAGAAGGAAAAGAUGCCCUAAAACUUUUAAAUUAUAGAACACCCACUGGCUCCCAUGGAGAUGCUGGAGACAUUGCAAUGAUUGCCUAUUUUGUAUUGAAACCGAGGUGCCCAAAACAAGGCAGACUGACCAUACAACAGGUGAAUGAGUUCCUGGAUUCAGUUGCUCGUAAUAAUGCUGCCAAAAGGAAGGACCUAGUAAAGAAAAGUCUUCUUCAGUUAAUAACUCAGAGCUCAGCACUUGAACAAAAGUGGCUGAUUCGGAUGAUUAUAAAGGAUCUAAAACUUGGUGUUAGUCAGCAAACCAUAUUUUCCCUUUUCCAUCCUGAUGCUGCUGAGUUAUACAGUAUCACAACUGACCUGGAGAAAGUUUGCAGACAACUGCAUGACCCUUCUGUAUCACUCAGUGAUGUUUCCAUCAUGUUGUUUUCUGCCUUUAAACCUAUGCUUGCUGCUAUUGCUAAUGUCCAGCAAAUUGAGAAACAAAUGAACCGCCGAAGUUUUUACAUAGAAACUAAACUAGAUGGUGAACGUAUGCAGAUGCACAAAUAUGGAGAUGUAUACAAGUAUUUCUCUCGUAAUGGGUUUGAGUAUACUCAGCAGUUUGGUGCUUCUCCCCUUGAAGGUUCAUUAACUCCAUUUAUUCAUAAUGUGUUUAAAAAUAGUAUACAAAACUGCAUUCUUGAUGGUGAAAUGAUGGCCUACAAUCCCAAUACACAAACUUUUAUGCAGAAGGGAAACAAAUUUGACAUAAAAAGAAUGGUAGAUGAUCCUGAUCUGCAGACAUGCUUUUGUGUGUUUGAUGUAUUAAUGGUUAAUGAUCAGAAGUUGGGUCAUGAGAUACUAGGCAAAAGAGGUGAGAUUCUAAAUGAGCUGUUUACACCAAUAAUAGGCAGAAUACACCUAGUGCAUAAAACACAGGCUAGCACCAGGAAAGAAGUAGUUGAUGCUCUAAAUGAAGCAACAGAUAACAGAGAAGAAGGAAUCAUGAUAAAAGAUCCUAUGUCCAUUUACAAGCCAGACAAACGUGGGGAAGGGUGGUUAAAAAUCAAACCUGAGUAUAUCAAUGGGCUCAUGGAUGAACUAGACCUAUUAAUUGUUGGUGGUUACUGGGGGAAAGGUUUGCGUGGUGGCAUAAUGUCUCAUUUUUUGUGUGCUGUUGCUGAGAGUUCCCCUCCUGGUGAAAAACCAUCUGUCUUUUAUUCUAUUUGUCGUGUUGGUUCUGGUUACACUAUGAAGGAGCUAUAUGAUCUUGGUUUGAAAUUGGCCAAACACUGGAAGCCUUACCGUAAAAGAGAUCCUCCUUGUAAUAUUUUAUGUGGAACUGAGAAGCCUGAAGUCUACAUAGAGCUUUGUAACUCAGUCAUAGUUCAGAUUAAGGCAGCAGAGAUUCUUACUAGUAAUAUGUACAAAACUGAUUGCACUUUGUGAUUCCCUCGAAUUGAGGAAAUAAGAGAGGACAAAGAGUGGCAUGAAUGUAUGACUUUGGAUUUCUUAGAACAGCUCAGAGGUAAAGCAUCAGGGAAGUUAGCAUCUAAGCACCUUGAUAUGGGUGAUGAUGAACCACAAGAAAAGAAACGGAAAACUGUACCAAAGAUUACGAAAAUAAUUGGAAUCAUGGAUCAUUUUAAAGCCCCUGAUCUUUCCAAUGUAAAUAAGAUUUCUAAUAUAUUUGAAGAUGUUGAGUUUUGUGUUAUGACUGGAACAGAAAACCAUUCAAAAUCUGAACUGGAAAGUAAAGUAGCAGAAAGUGGUGGUUAUGUGGUACAAAACCCUGGACCAGACACUUACUGUGUUGUUGCAGGAAUUAAGAAUGUCAGAGUAAAAAAUAUUAUAUCUUCCAACAAGCACGAUGUUGUGAAAGCAGAGUGGCUUUUACAGUGUUUUGAAAUGAAAAUGUUCGUACCAUGGCAGCCUGCCUUCAUGAUUCACAUGUCUCCAGAUACAAAACAACAUUUCUCAUGUCAGUACGAUCGUUAUGGUGACAGCUACACAGCAAAUACAGAUGUGACCCAACUAAAGGAAGUAUUCUCAAGAAUUAGUAAUAAAAAUGAUGAGAAGAUGCCUCUGGACAUGAUUGCUGACUUAGAAGAACGUUAUUUGUGGAAUAGCUCUCCACUCUGUAUGUUCAGGCAAAAUACCAUUUAUCUGGACCUUUAUGCUGUUGUUAAUGACCCCAGUACCAAGACCCAUGGAAUAAUGCUAUCAAUUAGAGCUUUGGAGCUCCGUUUUCAUGGAGCAAAAAUAGUCUCGCAGCUAAAGGAGGGUGUGUCCCAUGUAAUUAUGGGAGAAGAUCAUUCCCAUGUGAAAGAGAUGAAAGCACUUAGGAGAACAUUUGAGAAAAAAUUUAAAAUCCUAUCUGAGCUGUGGGUAACAGAUUCAAUAAAGGAGGGAAAGUUACAGAAUGAAAAUCCAUACCUAAUUUAAAGCACGUUUUAACUAGAAGUAAAGGCAUUGUAAUUAACUUGGUGGACUCAAGAUUUGGUGAGGUCUUCCUGCAUGUUUCCAGGUGUAUACCUAACCUAUGGUUAAAGAGUAGCUCUAAUUUUUAUAUAUUGGAAAAGGAAAGGUAGCAUCUCCUGUGCUUGGGAAGGAGGGAAAGACUUCAGGCUACAUUACACUGUUUGAGGAAAUGUCCAGUGCUAAAGAAAUAAUUGCAUGCUUUGUUUUUUACAAAGAUCUCCCAUAGGAGAUUGUUUUACUUAGCUAUGAAGAUAAUCUUAUACCACUGACAAAACUUUGCCUUUAUUUAAAUACUGGCUAUUUUAUACCAUUUGAUCUUUCUGAGGUGUGAGAUUAAACUUUUAAAACAAUAAUAUUUAAAGAGAAUAUGCUGUUGAAUAAAGAAAUUACAAAAAGCCUCUUAAACCAAAGCAUUAACACAGUUAAAUGUUUUAUACAGUUCUACAUUAAUCAUUAAAUAGUGAUAGUACUAUAUAAAUUUUAACAUUCUGAAGUAGAUAUUUAACAUAUUUGAAAACUUUUGGAAACUAUGCUGUGUGUAAAUUUAGAGAAAGUGAGUUUCAUGCAUUUUAAGGAUGUUUUUUUCAAUUGUUUAAAACAGAUCUGUAGAACUUUCAUUAAGUGUUAAACAUAACAUCAAUCAUAAUUGUAUAGUCAUAACUACAAUUUUUUAAAAAAAAUUGUAUAUACUCUAAAAGCUGUGAAAUUUGUCAUCCCUUCAUUGUAUUGCAACUGUAAUUGGUUUUGUACAAUUACAAAUAGGGGUUGCAAACUGGGUCCUUUAAGUAACACUUCAUUUUCAAUAAGACUCCUUGUAUGAGUGCUACUGUGUGAGUCGACGUAGACCUGGAUCCAAAGAUUUAGUUGAAGGGUGAAUAAAAUAUCAAAGUAACUUGUAUAUUGAGAAUAUACACAUAUUUAAAAACGUGGGUGACAUCCUGGCCCCAUAGAAGUCUAAGGCAAAUUGCCUAUUGACCUCAAUGAAGUUAGGAUUUCUUCCCUGGUUUCAGCUUACCUUUCUAUAAGUGAUGAUAUGAGUUACUUUAAGGUAUUCAGUAAUGUAUAGCAUUUUAUUUCCAAAUACACUUUGGUUUUAAUCAAGACUUUGUACUGAAUGAUUGAAAUAAAGAUCGAUGUUUUUUUUUAUUCCAGUCUGAAAUAUUAUUGUAAUGGGAAAAUAUUUCUCUAAUGGAGGGAAAAAAUAUGUGAACCUUUAGUGGCUGAUCCUGCCCUAUUAACGUAAAUAAGACUUUAGCCAUUAACUUCGAUGGAAUCAUGAUCAGGUGCCACAUAACAGUAUUUGACCAUAUCGAUUUUUCAAGAACACUUACAUAAAUAAUUAGGAACAUUAUAUCAAAAACCAAAGAGGAAGAAAGUAAGUUUCUCAUUUUUUUGCUUCCUUUUUAUUAGUAUAAACAUGAAGGGCUAACUUU
Gopherus evgoodei (Goodes thornscrub tortoise) is the source of this 4451-nucleotide messenger RNA. Its product is annotated as DNA ligase 4-like. Lineage: Eukaryota; Metazoa; Chordata; Testudines; Testudinidae. Gene Ontology annotation, biological process: double-strand break repair via nonhomologous end joining; nucleotide-excision repair, DNA gap filling; immunoglobulin V(D)J recombination. The record is from RefSeq and is a predicted model, not a curated record. Gene Ontology annotation, molecular function: DNA ligase (ATP) activity; DNA binding; ATP binding. The transcript is spliced from 4 exons. Gene Ontology annotation, cellular component: DNA ligase IV complex; DNA-dependent protein kinase-DNA ligase 4 complex.